Molecule: messenger RNA, 1776 nt
Organism: Chrysochloris asiatica (Cape golden mole)
Lineage: Eukaryota; Metazoa; Chordata; Mammalia; Afrosoricida; Chrysochloridae
Gene: ZNF74
Product: zinc finger protein 74
Exons: 3
Coding region: 91-1776 (561 amino acids)
Biological process (GO): regulation of transcription by RNA polymerase II
Cellular component (GO): nucleus
Molecular function (GO): RNA polymerase II cis-regulatory region sequence-specific DNA binding; DNA-binding transcription factor activity, RNA polymerase II-specific
Source: RefSeq, a predicted model, not a curated record
UCUGUUACAUUCAAGGAUGUGGCUGUGGACUUCACCCAGGAGGAGUGGGGCUAUCUUGAUUCCCCCCAGAGAGCCUUAUACCGGGAUGUCAUGAUGGAGAACUACCGAAACCUUCUUGCCCUUGGGCCUCCAGUCUGCAAGCCAGAUAUGAUCUCCCACCUGGAGCAAGGUGAGGCCCCAUGGCAAGUGUAUCCACGAGUCUACACAGCUGCCUGUCCAGAGUUGGAGACCGCACCUGCUAGGAGCAAGGAGUGCUCAUAUGAGGAAGAUCCUGCCCAGGAUUCAACAGUGGGAAGGCUUCUGGGUACCAGACCUUAUAGCUCCAUUUGGGGCGAUACAUGGGACUGGGAAGAGCAGGCAAGUGUUCUGCCUAGAUGCAAGGACAUGCUCUGGAAGCCAGCACCUUCCAACCAUGAGGACUUGUCCACAGAGCAGGGAGAUUCUGCAUUCAGGUCCGUCUUCUUGACCCAACAAAGUGUCCCCGCAGAGGCUGGCUCUCGUAACAGACAAAGGGAGAGCUUCCAGUCCCUUGAGAGCAUCACCCAGCACCAAAGGACCUGUGCAGGGAGUAAUGCCUUCCAGCCAACUGUCUCCAGAAAACACACCUGGACAGAUGAGCCUCGAGGAACGGACCCCAGAGUGGAUGUAUUUGCUUGUGGUGAGUGUGGGAAAACAUUCAGGCAGAGUGCCUCACUAGCCCUGCACCAUCGCUGGCACACCCGAGAGAAGGCUUACAAAUGCCAGGAGUGUGGCAAAGCCUUCCCCUGGAGUGCCAACCUCAUUGAGCACCGGCGCGUCCACAGUGGUGAGAAACCUUUUUUCUGUGGUGCCUGUGGCAAGGCCUUCAGCUGCCACUCAUCCCUCAAUGUCCACCAGCGAAUCCACACAGGUGAGCGUCCCUACAAGUGCACCCAGUGCACCAAAGCCUUCAGCUGCAGCUCGCUGCUCCACAUGCACCUGCGAGUGCACACAGGCGAGAAACCCUACCAGUGUGCUGAGUGCGGCAAAGCCUUCAACCAGAGGACUCACUUGACACGCCAUCUCCGCAUCCACAGCGGUGAGAAGCCCUAUACGUGCAUUGCCUGUGGGAAAGCCUUCACAUGCCACUCAUCCCUCACAGUGCACCAGACAAUCCACAGCGGUGAGAAGCCCUUCAAAUGCAGUGAGUGUGACAAGGCCUUCAACAGCCGCUCCCGUCUCACCCUGCACCAGCGGAUCCACACCGGGGAGAAGCCCUUCAAGUGCAAUUCUUGUGGAAAAGGCUUCAGCUGCCAGUCGUACCUGCUCGUGCACCAGCGGACCCACAGCGGUGAGAAGCCCUUCAAGUGCAACGCGUGUGGUAAGGCCUUCAGCUCCCAUUCCUAUCUGAUUGUGCACCAGCGGGUCCACACUGGAGAAAAACCGUUCGACUGCAGCCAAUGCUGGAAAGCCUUCAGCUGUCACUCAUCCCUGAUUGUGCACCAGCGGGUUCACACUGGUGAGAGACCAUACAAGUGUACUGAGUGUGGCAAAGCCUUCAGCCAGAACCACUGCCUCAUCAAACACCAGAAGAUCCACUCUGGGGAGAAGGUGUUGAAGUGUAAAGAGUGCGGUAAAAUGUUCAGCUGGAGCUCCCACCUCAUUGAACACCAGAAACUGCAUAGCCCAGAGAAGCCAUUUGCUGCUCAGUUCAACAAGCACCUGUUGGGAACAUACUGCAUGCCGGGCAGCUUGCUCAGCAUGAGGGGUACAGAAUUUGGUGAUGUGGGGGCAGUUGAUGCAAUUUUCAGUGGCUGA